Molecule: messenger RNA, 1992 nt
Organism: Charadrius vociferus (killdeer)
Lineage: Eukaryota; Metazoa; Chordata; Aves; Charadriiformes; Charadriidae
Gene: LZTS3
Product: leucine zipper putative tumor suppressor 3
Exons: 3
Coding region: 1-1992 (663 amino acids)
Biological process (GO): regulation of dendritic spine morphogenesis
Cellular component (GO): dendritic spine
Source: RefSeq, a predicted model, not a curated record
AUGGCCACGCUAGAGACACUGCCCGUUCUUAGUGACUCAACCUACCCCAGCCCGGAGAACUACCACAGUUUUGCUCCCCGGCCAUCCCAACCCAUCUCCCAGAGCACCAUGGGGAGUGUGGGCAGCGGAGUUGCCAAUGACCAAGAGUUCGCCAUGAAGAGCGUGGGGACUCGGACGCAGAGCAGUGGACGGCAGACAGAGGGGUCUCGUAAUGGGUACUCCAUGCGGGAGAUCUCCAACCGCUACUCCGGCGAGGAGAAGACAUACAAGUCGGAGAAGGUCUCCAAUUCUCUCUACAUCAAUGGUGACCUGCGUAAGAACGAGAAGGUGAAGAUGGACAUCUGUGGGAAUGUGACCACCAACAACGAGAAGAACAUGCCGCCUCCCCCUCAAUACCGAGAGCCCAGUAACCCACCAAAGAUAUUGCCUAUCUCCGGCAAACUAGACCAGAGCAAUGAGCCCUUAGUUAGACCCUCAGCCUUUAAACCAGUAGUUCCUAAAAACUUCCAUUCCAUGCAGAACCUCUGCCCACCGCAGAGCAACGGGGUGACAGAGAACAGAAAGAGCUUGAACCAUGCCAACAGCAAUAGCCCGUCCGCACCCAAAAGUGGACUUGACAAGAGCAGCCUUAACAGGACUACAAACCAAGUGGGGGGUCUUUCGGAUUCAGGCCGUAACUCAUUAACAAGCCUGCCCACGUACGGGACAGGCUACAGCCAGCACGUGGGUCCGAUGAGUGCCUCCACGAGCCACAUCAACCGCAUCGGUACAACCUACGUGGACAAGAACAUUGUGGGAUACAAUGGGAUAUCUACCUCAGACAGCGGACGGUCUUCAAGCAAGAGCACCUCUUCGUUCAACAGACUGAACCAUCUCAAUGAAACAAUGCCUUUCCACUCGCCUUCAACGGACGACAUCAUCCAAGACCUGGAAGACCGGCUGUGGGAGAAGGAACAGGAGGUCCUCCAGAUGCGAAGGAACUUGGACAAAAGUGAGGCAGCCAUCUUCCAAGUGUUUGAGGAGAAGCAGAAGAUCUGGGAGAGGGAAAUGGAGGACCUGAGGCAAAACUACGCCAACAAAUUGCAACAGGUCUCCAAAAAGGCGCAGCGGGCUCAGCAGGCCUUGCAGCUCCAAAUCUUCAAGCUCCAGCAAGAGAAAAAAAAACUCCAAGAUGAUAUGGGACAACUCCUCCAGCAACGAGAGGAGCUGGAGAAGAAAUUUGUGGCUUUCAAGAAGGAACAGGCUGAGUUUCUCCCAAAGAUUGAAGAGACCAAGUGGGAGGUGUGCCAGAAGGCAGGUGAGAUCUCCUUGCUCAAACAGCAGCUGAAGGACUCCCAAGCAGAUGUAUCCCAGAAGCUGAAUGAGAUCGUGGGACUGCGGACACAGCUCAAGGAAGGUAAGAACUUCCUACGGGAGAAAGAGGAGCAGAUCCUCACCCUGAAGGACUCCUACAGCUCCAAGAGCGUCAACCUGGAGAUCUGCGAGAGUGAGCUACAGCGGAAGAUGAGUGAGGUCCAGGUGCUGCGGGAAAAACUGAACCACUGUGAGCUGGAGGUCUCUGGCCUGAAGCGGACACUUGCCAGCAUGGGACCUCCAGGGCCUUUUGGUGGGGACCUUGGUGAGAAGCUGCGGGACCCGCUGGCCUGUGAGAGCGAUGAAGCCAAGAUGCAGCGGCAGAGCGAGGACAGUGUCAACACGCUGCGGAAGGAGGUGGAGCGGCUCCAGACAGAGCUGAAGCUGGAACGGCAGCAGCGGGAGCAGCAGGUGAUGGACUUUGAGGAGGAGCGGCGCACGUGGCAAGAAGAGAAGGAGAAAGUCAUCAAGUACCAGAAGCAGCUGCAACUAAACUACGUGGAGAUGUACCAGAAGAACCAGCUCCUGGAGCACAAGGUGAACGAGAUGAACACAAAGGCCACCAGCCCCCCACACACCGAGGAGAAAAAAACAUGGACUCCCUCCAGACUCGAGCGAAUAGAGUCCACCGAGAUCUGA